AGGGGCGUGCCAUGACUAUUAUCGCUUUCGUGUUGCUCUGUUAAAGGUGCAUCCGCUGUUGCACCCGGACCUAAUGGAUCAACAAAUGUAUUAAGCAUAGGAAAAAACGAGUUUAUUCUGACCAUGGCUCACAGCUUCACUCAAGAAUAUUUCCAGAUUCCUUCUGUUACCAGAGCGUACACUACAGCUUGCGUUUUGACUACAGCAGCGGUGCAAUUGGAGGUAAUCACCCCAUUUCAGCUUUAUUUCAACCCAGACCUUAUUAUUAGAAGAUACCAGAUAUGGCGGCUGAUCACCAACUUCCUCUUUUUCGGCUCACUUGGAUUCAGUUUUUUGUUCAACAUCAUCUUUCUGUAUCGUUAUUGUCGUAUGCUGGAGGAAGGGUCUUUCCGAGGCCGCACUGCAGAUUUCGUAUAUAUGUUCCUGUUUGGGGGUGUCCUCAUGACUCUGUUUGGCCUCUUUGCCAACCUAUUCUUCCUGGGCCAGGCAUUCACCAUCAUGCUGGUGUAUGUGUGGAGUAGAAGGAAUCCUUACAUACGCAUGAACUUCUUCGGCCUUCUGAACUUCCAGGCACCGUUUCUGCCCUGGGUGCUGAUGGGAUUCUCAUUGCUGCUUGGCAAUUCCAUUGUCGUUGACCUUCUAGGAAUCGGAGUAGGACACAUCUACUACUUUCUGGAAGAUGUGUUUCCAAACCAGCCUGGAGGCAGGAAGCUGCUGAUGACACCAGAACUUCUUCGAACCGUGUUUGACACCCAAGAGGAAGACCCCAGCUACUUCCCACUCCCUGAGGAGCAGGCUGGAGAGUUUUGGCAGGACCAAGGUGGAGACGGAGGGGAGCCCAAUGACCAGGGGCAGUAGCAUGGGGACCAUCUAACCCCAUAUAAACCCAAGAUGUACUCCCAGCCCCACCGAAGAAACCAGGAGCCAUCCAGCUGUGGAUAGAGGGUUUACUCCUCAGAGGGAUGUGGAUGAAGAGCGCAGCAACGUACCAUCUGUACAGUUCAGUGUGUCCACUGGGAGCCACCGUAGUGAGUUUGUUGCAGACUUCUGUCACCGAGUGUUAUUAGAAAUGUCAAAUGCAAUCAGAGGCCAAUGAUCAUUGCAACCUUUCCAUCACCACAUGCAUUUCUGGCUGUGGUACUAAUGGCAAGCAACCAUUUGCCAUUUCAAACAGAAUCACACCUUUUAAAUACAGGUGCAAACAAAAUGAUUGCCUCGUCUUUGUUAUUGACCUGCUGCUCGACUCAUUCAUAAAUCUGCCGACUAUCUGGAAUCCUGUUACCGAGGGAACUUGCACCGUCUGCACUUUCCAACUAUUGCCUUUGUGGGUGAAGCACUGCUGCCAAAUAGAAAUGGCUUAGCACACCACCAACUGGGUUGUGCCGGGUGUUGUAAGCAUGAACAAAGCAUGCAAAACAGCCCACCAACUAUAAUAAGGUGGCAAACUUAUUUUUACUUCCUAAAUUAGUUUAAUAACCUUUCAUUUGGUUGUAUGGUCACUAAUAUAAUUUACAAAGACAUAACACUUAUCAAAAGCAAUCAAGAUCAUUUCACCUUUAUUUUUGUAAGAAUUAAUCAAAUGUACAAAAAGACAACAAAUAUAACAUAACAGAAUAUAUUGUC
Molecule: messenger RNA, 1623 nt
Organism: Oncorhynchus kisutch (coho salmon)
Lineage: Eukaryota; Metazoa; Chordata; Actinopteri; Salmoniformes; Salmonidae
Gene: derl3
Product: derlin 3
Exons: 7
Coding region: 124-858 (244 amino acids)
Source: RefSeq, a predicted model, not a curated record